Microplitis mediator is the source of this 10191-nucleotide messenger RNA. RefSeq names its product trithorax group protein osa (gene osa). Gene Ontology annotation, cellular component: nucleoplasm; brahma complex; SWI/SNF complex. The transcript is spliced from 19 exons. The record is from RefSeq and is a predicted model, not a curated record. NCBI's taxonomy places the organism in Eukaryota, Metazoa, Arthropoda, Insecta, Hymenoptera, Braconidae. Bases 280 to 6687 code for a protein of 2135 amino acids. Gene Ontology annotation, molecular function: DNA binding; nucleosome binding. Gene Ontology annotation, biological process: regulation of transcription by RNA polymerase II; chromatin remodeling; positive regulation of DNA-templated transcription.
AACCACAAGAUGGCGUACACCGUGCGACGCUACUUUUGACGUUCGUAAGUGAGUUUUUUGGAUAAACGAUAAUAACUAAUGAAGCAUUUUGGGCCGUAUUAGUUUCGGCCCAUUUUCGAUAAAUUUAAAACAGAGAAUGCGGUUGUUAGUGUUUAUAAAGUACCUCAAUCGACAACCAAUCAGAAUUUCGAUAAUAAGAAACGUAAAUCGUACGCGGGGCACGAGGAUCCGCUAUUGGCCAGUUUACGAGAGACGAUGAUGGCUCCGUGAUGGGAGAACAUGGCUGCGACGCAAGCGGAGAGCCAACAAAACGAUGUAAAGUUGAACGAUACUGUGAAAUGCACCCAGAAAAGAGCACAACUUAGUGGUAAUAGUUCAAGUGUUAGUGCAAAACAACAGCUGGAUCAGGAGCCGGCCGAUAAGGUAACCCGGGGCGCGGCCCAGCUGCUCAAGUAUGUGAAUCGCGGGGACGGCGACUCAGGUUUCGAGAUGAGUCAAUAUCGUGAGGACAUUAGUGGACAUACCACUGGUGAGGUCAAGUCACCCCGGGAGGUAAUACAAAAUCCUCAGGAAUCAAGUGGUAAACCAGAACCCCACGAGACACCUGGUCAUCCCGGGCACCCGGGUCAUCCCUACAUUGGGCCCAACGUGACGCGAGAUUAUUCUGAUGAGUAUGCUGGUAAACCUACGGAUUAUCCAGGUAAACCACCUAACGAGUAUCCUGGAAAACAAUUGGAUUAUCAUUCAAAACCACCGCUCAAUGAGAGCGAACGGUCGCACCAUCCGGAUAUGGAGGAUCACUACUCGGUUUCUAAAAUAGAGCCACGGCUUGCUCAUAUUGGACCUGGUCCUGGUGGUUUUCCUGGCCAACCAAGAUUUCUUUCUGGCCAAAGUAUAUCACAGGCCACUGGGCCUACUCCUACACUAAAUCAACUUCUUCAAGCAACAACAGUGCACAGGUUUCAUGCUAAUUACCCAGGGAUUGGACCAGAAUCUUAUCAACAACCCUGGCCAAUGCAGAGACCACCAGUUGUACCACCUGUCUAUCCACAGCCUGGACAGAGACCUUCUCAAACAGGAUCUCCGAGGUUACAUCCAGGACCUGGUGGUCCCAGUUCACCAACUCCAAUGCCAUAUCAACCGUAUACGGCACGUUAUCCAUCACCAGCACGAUCUCAUUCACCUUAUGGACACCAUCAAAUAAACUCGUAUGCCGCGCAAGCAGGUCACCCUCCAACUCUUUAUCCAGAGCAACGUGGUGGAUGGAAUCAAGCAGGACCGCCUAAUGCACCACCUCCACCACCUAAUCAGGCAAACUCUUCGAGUCAAUCACCACAAAGAACACUUUCGCAGUCACCUGCGCCACCACCUUCUGCCUCGCCGCAGCCACAACCGGCUGGACAGCAGCAGAAUUAUCACAAUAUACAACGAUCAACAACUCCAAAUACUCAAGGAAUUGAUUCUGGGGAACUCUCUGGUCAAAAUAGUAAUGACAGUUCGAAUGGACCCGCCGGCCCAGGAACUCCAAAUUCCCAGGGGAUGAGGCCUACCCCUUCACCUACAGGAUCCACGGGUUCUCGGUCAAUGUCCCCCGCCGUUGGCCAACAAAACGUUCAGAUGCCUCCUCGUCCCUCGAGCAGCCAGUCAGAUGGUAGCGGCCCAGCACGAAUGAGUCACUCUCCAAUGGCUACUCAAGGAGGUUAUCAACAGCCUUUAGGGCCGUCGCCGCACAUGCAUGGCUAUAAAUUAAACAGUAGUGGUCCUGGUGUACCAACAGGUCCUGGACCUACUGGAUUAGGUGGCAUGGGACCAAUGGGCAGUGGUAUGGGAUACGCUGCUGGUGGAGGUGGUGCUGGUCAAUCUGGUGGUUAUCCAUCACAAGGCCCUGGAGGUUAUCCUCCUCCACGGCCUCAUAUGCAAUUUCCUCAAAAUUAUCCACCACCAACGAAUUCACAGCCACCUCCUAAUAAUCAGUAUCAACCGGCCAGACCGAACAAUAUGGUGCAAUAUCCAUCUUAUCCGCAUAAAAUGGGAUUUAAUAGCGUACCACCGGGCAUGCCACCAAGUCCAGGACCUCCUCAAAGUUAUGGAUCAGCAAGUGGUGGAGGUUUAGUACCUCCAAAUGCAUCAGGAAUGGGUGGUAGUAUUGGCAAUAUGGGCCCACCGACAAGUUCAAUGGGUCCACCACCACCUUCACCAAAUCAUAUUGGCAAUCAACCGGGUCCACCACCACCGCCACCACCACCACCUGGACCACCAAGCGGGCCAAUGGGUCAUCCACACCCACCCGCAGCUACACCACCACUUAACCACGAGGGUAGUCCAAUGCCACCACCAAGUACGACUCCUAAUUCACAUCCGGCGCCAGCGCCCACGCCUACCAGUCAGAGUUCGGCCGAUCUCGCGGCUGAAACUUCAAAUGAUAGUGGGAUAACUACUACAGCAUCAGGUACCACAGCAAUCAACGUGACAUCAACAUCGAGCGGUACCGUUACAUCAGUCAUUACGACCGGCCCGGAUGGCACAUCAAUCGAUGAGGGCUCUCAGCAAUCUACGCUGUCAAACGCUUCAGCAGCAUCCGGUGAGGAUCCAGCGUUUACGCCAAAGACCCGUAAGGAAAUUUUUAAUGCCUACCACAGUCAUCCAACAACACCGCAAAGCACCGUGCCAUCGCCCGGAGCCGCCAGCAUCAAUUCUGUCCAUGAAGAGUACCCGGAUAUUAACAGUCCCAGCUGGCCUCGCACACCCGCCAGUCCCGUGUUUAACAGCCAUGUGCCUCAAGACCCGUACAGAUCUAAGAAACCUGACAGCUUGGCGAAGCUAUAUGAAAUGGAUGAUUCGAUAGAGCGAAGAAACUGGUUAGAUAAACUAGUGGCAUUCAUGGAAGAAAAAAGAACACCAAUAACAAGCUGUCCUACCAUCUCCAAGAACCCCCUCGAUCUAUUUCGUCUUUACCUCUACGUGAAGGAAAGGGGGGGCUUCAUGGAGGUAUGCAAGGUUACGAAAAACAAAACAUGGAAGGAUAUAGCAGGUUUACUUGGAAUUGGUGCAAGCAGUAGCGCAGCUUACACGUUGCGUAAACACUACACGAAACAUCUACUUCCUUAUGAAUGUUUCUUUGAUCGUGGUGGAGUUGAUCCACAGCCAAUUAUCAAUCAAGUUGAAGCAGGGUCAAAGAAAAAAGGUGCUAAAAGUACGGCAUCUGUACCAUCACCAGGCUCGUCUAAUUCCCAAGACUCUUUCCCUGCAGCUGGAUCGAGUAGUGCAUCAAUGGAUGGCUACGGUAAUUAUCAAGGCAAUUAUCAGGGUGGCAAUCAAGGUGGUCCACCAUCUGAAUACACACCUCCGCCACCCAGGCCACCAAGCCAAAGCAGCGCGCCUUCACCUCAUCAAGGGAUGCAACAGGGAAAUUAUCAGAAUGCGGGAUCGUAUCAGAAUUAUCCUCAAGACCAAUAUAUACGACCACAAGCUCCUUCGAUGGGUCAACAGGGGGAGUUUAAUCAACCAUACACAUCGCGUUCGCAUUAUCCUCCGUACGUGCCGGAUGCUGACAGGGGCUACCCCGGCGGGAACAUUCCACCUAAUAGUGCUGGGGGUCAAGACAUGUAUAAUAGAUAUAGUGGAGGACAACAACCAACGGGUUAUCCAGCUGGGUCAACUCCUGUUGGCAGAGGUAGCAGUUACCCCGCCUCAACACCAAGUCAUGGUGUUAAUGCCCCACAACCACCAUCCACAAGUCAGACCUCUUCACCUUCUCAGUCACCUGUCAAUCCAACUUACUCGUGUCCACAGGAUUAUUAUAGACAGGAGCAGGGUGGAUAUGGAGCACCUGCUGGAAGCCAAAUGUACCCCGCUGGCGGAGCAACGAACAAAAAUAUGCCACCACCACCUCCGGGUCCAACGCAACCUAGACGUCAUCCCGACUUUGCCAAAGAUCAGCAGUAUCCUCAGUAUAACCAGCCGCGGCCUCCUUAUCCGGGAUGGCCAGGCGCAACUAAUCAGUAUAAUCCCGGCAGUACGAACAACAGGGUACCUUAUCCAAAUCAACAACCUCCCCCGCAAUCACCACAACAGCCACAACCACCACCUACGCAACCUCCAACCGUUUCAGCAAAUACGGUCAGUCCAGUUGUUGUUGGUAGUAUAACCAACAAUACUCCACAAUGGGCUAGUCAACAACCAGCUAGACCAUCUUCUCAGCCAAGUAUAAAUGCUAUUCCUCAUGCUCCACCACCAUGGGACAAUCGUUAUUCACAUCAACCCUCUUCUCUUUACCCAUCACCUGGCUCGCAUCAGGUGAGGGCUACGUUACUGAGUCAAUUAAGUAUGAAUCCAAUGAUUAACCAACAGCCAACACCUAAAAGAGAAAUGACAUUCCCACCUGACAGCGUGGAAGCUGUUACACCAUUAUUGUACAAGAGACGUAAACUCACGCGUGCUGAUGUCGCACCCGUUGAAGCUUGGCGAAUUAUGAUGGCAUUGCGAUCUGGACUGCUUGCUGAGAGCUGUUGGGCUCUUGAUGUACUCAAUAUACUUCUAUUCGACGAUAGCUCAGUAAGUUACUUUGGUUUGACGAAUCUUCCUGGAUUACUGGAUGUAUUACUGGAGCAUUUUUCACGUUCUCUUUCUGAUAUGUUUGAUUCAUCAACAACCGAAGAAGAUCGUUGUGGUUUUGAUAAAAAUGCUGAUAGUCCUGAGGUUGAUCUUGGUGCAGUAUCACGUCCAAUUGAUGCAGAAGAUCGCACAAAGUUACUCACUACCUCUAAUUAUACCUUCCUAUCUCGACGUGGUCGACCAGUUAAAAUGGUGCCUCGUGAUGAUGAUAUAUUUGUAUUAGAUACUCGUCGACCGUGGGAUCAUACAGACGUUGAACCAGAGGGUGAACCCUGGCAAGUUGAUCCAAAUGAUACUAAAUAUAUUAUAACGUGUUUUCAAUCUGAAAUAGGUAUGGCCCCAUUUGCAAGGCAUUUAAGAGACGAAAAACCACCACUUUUACAAAAAGAAGUUGAACAUACGGAGAUUAAAGAGGAAAGUAAAUUAGAUACGUUACCGGAAAUUUUAGAAUGCCACAAUAAACCUGUUGAAACUAUUGAUAAGUUAAGGGAAAAUGGUGAACGUAAACAUCAAACGGAAAAAAAGAAAAAAACAAAAACGUUAAGUGAUGUUCUUUCGAGGAUAAAAAAGGAACCAGUGGAGAUGAAUGAUCUGACAAGAGAACUUUUUGAAAAAAAGAAUGAUGGUACGAAAAGAGAUUGCGAUCCUGAGAGUAAGCCAAACAAUAACAUGACUGAACAUAUUGUCUUUUCAAAAUCAGAUGAAGACUCGGCUUUUCCUACUCCCAAUGGCCUCAGUGAUUCUACGAGUACAUUUGACUCAGAAAAACGUGAAAUAAAAGUAGAAGAACCAGAACAAGAAAAUGAGGAUGAUGCAAAUAGGAUAACAGUACAAACAACAUCUGCUAUUACAACAACAACAACAACAACAACAACAACUACUACUACUGCGACGACAACAACAACUACAACUUCUAGUACUGUAACAGCAGCAGCAGCAACAACAACAACAACAACAAUUAAUACUACUACUACUGUAGAAGAAGAGGAAAAUAAAGAGGGACCAAGAUUAAAUGUUCGAGAUCCAGCUGGUACUCUCAAACGAAAACGGAUAAGUGAUUAUGAAGAUGAAAGUUAUUCAAGAGACGAAGCGAGUCUUUAUCUUGUUACCGAGAGUCAAGACAGUCUUGCACGACGUUGUGUCUGUCUCUCAACAAUACUCCGUAAUUUGACUUUUAUUCCUGGCAAUGAAAUUGAAUUUGCAAAAAAUGUAACUUUUCUCAGUAUACUUGGUAAGCUUCUUUUACUGCAUCAUGAACAUCCAGUGAGAACGCAAAAAACUAGAAAUUAUGAUCGUGAAGAAGAUGCUGAUUUUGCAGACUCUUGUAGUAGUCUUCAAGGCGAGAAUGAAUGGUGGUGGGAUUUUCUCUAUCAUAUACGAGAAAAUGUUCUUGUGAUGGCAGCAAAUAUUGCUGGUCAAACAGAUUUAAGUCAACAUCCUGAAGAAAUAUCUCGACCUGUAUUAGAUGGACUCCUUCAUUGGGCUGUAUGUCCUGCAGCACAUGGACAAGAUCCAUUCCCAACGGUAAAUUUUACAAGCUCGCUGUCACCACAAAGAUUAGCCCUUGAGGCAUUAUGCAAACUUUGUGUCACCGAGAGUAAUGUCGAUCUUGUUGUUGCUACACCACCUUACUCGAGACUUCAAAGACUUUGUUCAGUGCUAACGAGGUUGCUUUGUCGAAGUGAAGAACAAGUGUUACGUGAAUUUGGUGUUAAUUUAUUACACUUUUUAUCGGCAGCUGACAGUGGAGUAGCACGAACUAUUGCUCUUCAAACACCUUGCGUUGCACUUCUCGUCGCGUUCAUUGAACAAGCUGAAUCUAGUGCUCUAGGAGUUGCUAAUCAACACGGAUUAGCUGCUCUGAGAGAUAAUCCUGAAUCAAUGGGUACAAGUCUUGAUAUGUUAAGACGUGCAGCUGGUACAUUAUUGAACCUCGCGAGGCAUCCAGAUAAUAGAACAUUAUUACUACAACAUGAAUCGCGUCUUCUAGCACUUGUUAUGAGUCAAAUACUUGAUCAGCAGGUGGCUGCUAUUGUUGCGCGUGUGUUGUUCCAAUGCUCCAGGGGUACGUAACUUAUAUAAUUAAAAUUUAAUUAAACUUUAAUUAAAUAUUUAUUGAUUGUUUUAAAUACACGCGUUUACAUUUUAAACGGGUUAUUAUUAUGGACAAAAGACAUAAAUGUGUAUUCGCGUGUAAUGUUAUAAGAAAGACAAUUAACUUUCAAGUAAAUUAAAUAAUUAAGUGAGUGAAUAUCGUACCCCUAUUAUCGAUUAACCUUCACCAUUAAAGAGACAUUAAUCUUUUUAUUAAUUAUUAAUAAUAUAUAUCUUGAAGGUAAAAUAAUUAAAGUGGAAACUAAUUGUGUAAUGAAAUAAUAAUUUUUAAAUAAAAUUCCUACAAUUUAUCUGUGUGUUGACAGUGCAGUUGUAGUUUUAUAUCGAGAUAUUAAAAAAAAAAAAAUAAAGUAACUAAUGUUUAAAGAAAAAUAUUAAAUUAAUAAAUAAAUAAAUUAAUAAUGAAUCAAUAAAAAAAAAAGUAAAUAAAAUAAUAAUUAUAUAAAAUAAAAUGCUAAUUAUUGGUGUUAGCAUAUUAGGUAUAAAAAUUGGUGUGAUGUUCAUCAUUUAUAUACCUUCCAAUUGUGAAAUUUAAAUAAUAUCGAUAGUGUAAGAUAUUUCAUAGUUGAUGAAGAGACUUUAAAAUUAUAAUACACCGUAUGCAUAAUAAUUAUAAGUAUAAUAAUUAUAAUAAUAUAUUAAUGAUGAAAAUGAUUUAAAAAAAAAAAGUUAUAAAAAAGUGAAAAAAAAAAAAAAAGAAGAAGACCCUACAUAAAUAAGUAAGAAAAAUUACCAACAACAAAUCGCAACUGUAAACAAAUGGUGUGACAUUAACUAAUGCUGAUUAAUAAUGACGACUAAGGAUUACGAGAUACGCGAAUAAGAAAGAUAAAUAAAAAAAAAGAAGAUAAUUGAAUGACUUGAAGAUGAAAAAAAAAUAAUAAUAAAUAAUAAUAAUAAUAAUAAUAAUAAUAAUAAUAAUAAUAAUAAUAAUAAUAAAUAAUACAAUAUACGUCAGCUGACGAUUUAUUAUAAAUAUUACAAUGAUAUAAUGCAAAUUUUUAUAUUUGCAUGUUUUUGUGCUGUAAUUAGCAAGUAAUUAAGAUAUUUUGUAGAUAACGUACACUUCCAUUGAAUCUUAUUAAAUUUUUUUUUUGCAUCUGCAAUAUGCAGCAGCUGAAGAAAUAAAAAACGUGGGCACACUCAGUAUCCACUAAAAGUCUCACCUUUAGCGAAAACAAAAAAAAAGGGAAAUAUCGCAGAAAGAAGUUAGCAUUGAUAUUGUAAACAAGAGCGAGAGAGCGAAAUAGUAGAGAUUUAAUAAAAAAAUAUAAUAAUAAUUAUAAAAAAAAAAAAAUGUAAACGAGAUAUUAAAAAUAAUAGAAAACGUGUAAGAUCGGCGUGUUAUGCUUAUAUAUAACUAUGGACAAAAAUAAAGCAAAUACGAUUCGAUAAAUGCUGAUUUCAUGAAUAAAAUAUUAGAAAAAUAAAUCCGAAUGGGUGAUAUGUCGUUAACGCAUAUGGGUAAUAACAAUAAUAUUCAUAUUGUUACGCGUUUGUGUGUUGAGAGUCACAAAUAAUUAAAUUUACGCGUUACGCAUAUUAAUGAUGAAGAAAAGGAGGAGGAAACAGUGAAAAAAAAAUAAAAUAAAAUAAGUAUGGAAAUAAAAAUAAAGAAAAAAUAUUAAGGAAAAGGAAUAAAAUAGAUGGGUUAUUUAGAAGGAACUCGCAUCUGUGUAUGUCUAUUCUCGCGUGCUUAAUUGAUUCGUAGAUAAAAGAGCGAGAGUGAAAAAUAAAAGAGAGCAAGAAAAAAUAAAUUAACGCGACGAAUGGAAAUCGGUGUAUAACUAUUGGGGUAUGGGGAAUAAAAUGGUAUUUGUAAAAAAAAAAAAAAAAAUAAUGAAAAUAAAAAAAAAAAUAAAAUGAAAACAAAAAAUAAUUUUUAAAAAAUCAGCUUUGUUAACUAUGUUAAAAAUUAACAGAAAAAAAAAUAUUCAAGUAAUUCAGGGAAGUUGUAAGCAAAAUGUUGAGUCGUGACUUUUUGUUUUUUUCUUUGAUUAUAUUUCUUUUAAUUUUUUUCUAUUUCUGUUCCUGUCGUUUUCUCUUUCAAUACUGUUGUUAAUUAAUUAAUUAAUUAUUUGUAUGAUUCCGUUUGUCUUUGAUUUAUUAUUAUUACUAUUAUUAUUAUUAUUAUUAUUAUUAUUAUUAUUAUUAUUAUUAUUAUUAUUAUUAUUAUUGUAAUAAUUAUUAUUAUUCUUCUUCUGUAAAAUAGAACUCAUAAUGAUUAUGUUUAAGACACAGAUUUAAAGAGGAAACGAGAAAGUGAAUGAAUGUAUUUGUUUAUGUAUGAAAUAGGGUGAAUGUAAUUAUACAUUUUUAUUAUUGAAUGAAUUUAAAUAAUAAUAAAUAUAAAUAAAUAAAAAAAUAGUAGAAAUUCUUUUUGCGAAGAUAAAUGAAGGUAAAAUAAAUAAAUAAAAAAUAUUAAAUAAUGUAUGAAUGUGUGAAAUAUGUAUGUAGAAAUCUAUAAUGAUAACAAAGAGAAUCAUGUUAUAUUUUUUUUGUCGUAAUUGUUUAAAUAAUUGACUAAAACUAUCAUUUAUAAAUUUUCUUACAUUUUAUUUUAUUUUAUUAUUUUUUUUUUUUUGUGAAUUAUAUGACAAAAAAAAGUGAAAGACUUUGUGGGCUGUAGAAACUAAAUCUUUGAUACACAAUAAAGUAAUUGUGAGCAUAUAAAUAUGAUAGAGAGAUAAAAAUAUUGAAAAAAUGAUAAAAACAUUUAAAAUGGGCCAAGUGCUAGCUUUUAUUUGCAUAUUUAAUUGUCAUAAUUGUAUACAUAUAGAUGUACAUUUAUUACAUAUAUGUAUAUAAUUACGUGAAAUAUAUAAACACAUACUUAAAUAUAUAUACAUAUAAAUUAUGUACACAAAUACACAUCUGACGAUCUCUAUCUUAUUAGAAAGUUUGGCCAGCAAUCAAGUACGUAGAUUAGUGUUUUAUUUUUAUUUUUUUUUAAAUUCACACAAUAUAUUACUAUUAUUAUUCAUGUUUUGAUUCAAUUUCAUUAAUUUUUUGUCUCAUUUAAUAACAAUUAUUAAUUACCUUUUUUUGUCGUUACAUUCAUAUUUUAAUUUUUCUAAUCAUUGAAUUAUUUACCUGACCCCCUCCGUCUCUUCAUUAUUAUUUAAAUGUUGAGAUAAAUAUUAAUUAAUUUAUCAUUGGGGACAUGUGAUUUAUUAUUUAUUUAAUAAAAAAUAAAAUACUGCGAGUAGUUAACAACAAAAUAAUAUGGUAAUACCGCCCAUAAAUAACGAUCAGUGAAAAAGUAAAUAAUAACACAACACAUACUUUCCCUGAACCUUGGCUUACUCCCCAGCCCCCCAAAGUAUCCUACUAUAUAGACAUCUUGAUACGUGUAGCUCUUAAAUUAUUUACUUUAGUUCGAGUGGAGAUGCCUGUAAGUGUAAUUUACUAAGACUUUUUGUAAAUAAAUUAUGAAAUAAACUAGAUGUACUUUAUCCAGAA